GAAAAUAAUCCUUUCAAAUAUUUUCUAGCGUCAAUUUUUCUUUGGAUUUACCCAUGCUUAGCUGCGUUACGUUUUUAAGAAGUGUGAGAGGACCCAUUAAAAAUGAAAGGCAAGCUAUCCCACUCUAAGCAAAGGAGUAAAGAGAGAGAAACACUGCCCUAUUCCUUGGCCCAAUCCAGCAGUUUGGCCACCCCAGGGGAUGGUUUGAAGGAUCCAAAUGCCUUUGAAAAUGUGACUUCUCAACAAAAAAGGCAUCUCAGUUUCACCCAGCACAACAGCAACUUCCUCAAAUUUCUGAACGAGGAUCGGCAGCGGGCAUCGUCAUUCUGUGACUUGAGCAUCAUCGUCAACGGGAAGCGGUACAGUGCGCACAAAGUAGUGGUGGCGUUCGGGAGCAGGUACUUCCACGCCCGGCUCAUCAUGAACCCUGGGUCAGACCACGUGACUGUCGACCAUGUGGAGGACUCAGCAUUUCAGCACCUGCUCCGCUUCCUGUACACAUCAGAGUUUGUGGUCUCUGAAGGCGAGAUCCCCCCCUUGGUGGAGGCGGCCCGGUAUCUGGACAUGACGGACGCUGUGAGGCUGCUGACUGCUGAGGAGUGCCCGGAGGCGCCGUUCCAGUUGGAGGAAGUGACGGCAGAGCUGUCUCCUGCCAAGGCGCCACGGGACCCAUCAGAUGGGAGUACCACCAGGACCUCCAGUGGCAGCCAGUGCACCCUCUGCAGCCGAACAUUCUGCUACAGGAAGUCCCUGGAGAACCAUUUGGCCCGUAGCCACAGAAGCAACAGAAGUAACUGCAUGGAUGAAAUAGAAGGGGGCUCCCACGCUGCCACCAUGCAAACCACCAGGAGGUCUGCCCGGAAGCGGAAGCGCCCAGCUAAAUUUGACAAGGGUGAUGAUGAGGAGAGCAGCAGCAUGCCAGGCAGGAGCGGCCUUGGCAAAGCUAUUGGCAAGGAGAUGUCAGCAAUGCCGGAGGAAGAGGAAGGAGAUGAGGAGGACCUUGAAGAGGAUGAGGAAGCAGAAGAGAUGCGUGGAAAAGAGGAGGAGGAGGAAGUUGAUGGCAAGAACACAGGGGAUGGUGAAGAUGGGCUUUACGGGGAAAACUCAGAUGAAGCAGAGACAGAGCUGCAGUCUGAUAAUGACGGAGAAGCGCAAGGCACUGGCACAGACUUCCCAUACCAGUCCUACCCUGAGGGACUGGCCCCGGUCAUCAUUCAGACCUCCACUAAGAAAACCCUCAAGUGCCCCAGGUGUGAAAAGACGUUCGACCGGGCAGGGAAGUAUGAAAGUCACACCAGGGUUCACACGGGAGAGAAGCCGUUCCAGUGCGACAUUUGCCACCAGUGCUACUCCACCAAGUCCAACCUCACGGUGCACAGGAAGAAACACAACAGUGAAACACCCUUCCAGAAGAAGGAGCACAAGUGCCCCUUCUGCAAUAAACUGCACGCCAGCAAGAAGACAUUAGCCAAGCACGUUAGAAGAUUUCACCCUGACAAUAUUCAAGAAUUCCUGUCAAUCAAGAAGAGGAAGAGUGAAGGAUGGAAAUGUGAUAUCUGCCACAAGUCAUUUACACGCCGGCCGCACUUAGAAGAACACAUGAUCCUUCACUCGCAAGACAGGCCCUUCAAGUGCGCCUACUGCGAUGACUACUUCAAGUCCAGAUUUGCAAGACUGAAGCACCAUGAGAAGUACCAUUUAGGGCCCUUCCCGUGCGACAUUUGCGGGAGACAGUUCAACGACACCGGGAACAGGAAGCGCCACAUUGAGUGCACUCACGGCGGGAAGAGGAAGUGGACCUGUUUCAUCUGUGGGAAAUCCGUGCGGGAAAGAACAACAUUGAAGGAACAUUUGAGGAUCCACAGUGGGGAGAAACCUCACCUGUGCAGCAUUUGCGGGCAGAGUUUUAGACAUGGGAGUUCUUAUAGGCUGCAUCUUCGAGUCCAUCAUGAUGACAAGCGCUACGAAUGCGAGGAAUGUGGGAAGACCUUCAUUCGGCACGAUCACCUCACCAAACACAAGAAGAUCCAUUCAGGAGAGAAAGCUCAUCAGUGCGAAGAGUGCGGUAAAUGCUUCAGACGUCACGAUCACCUGACGGUUCAUUACAGAAGUGUCCAUCUGGGAGAAAAAGUCUGGCAAAAAUACAAAGCAGCAGUGCACCAGUGUGAAGUCUGUAAGAAGGAGUUCAAAGGGAAGUCGAGUUUGGAGAUGCACUUCCGGACACACUCAGGAGAGAAACCAUACCGGUGCCAAAUCUGCAACCAGACAUUCCGGAUCAAGAAGACACUGACGAAGCACAUGGUGAUCCACUCAGACGCCCGGCCGUUCAACUGCCCACAGUGCAGCGCCACCUUCAAGAGGAAGGACAAGCUCAAGUACCACAUGGACCAUGUCCAUGGCACCAAGGUGGCUGAGGAGCCUACUGCCAGCGACACGGCCGAGGACAAGAUGGUCUCCCUCCCCGUCUCAUAUGAUGACAAGGCCUACCGGCCCGAAGCGGAACAGGCUAAGGCAUACCAGGCUGAACCCAAGACCAUCCUCCAGAAUGUUCCCCCGGACGUCUGCGUACCCGUCACACUAGUCCCCGUCCAGAUGCCAGAUGUCCCAGCAGGGGGAGCUCGGCAUGGCACCCUCUCCUCCCAGGCCGAGGGCAUCCUCCCACCAGCGGGCCAGGGGCAGCAGGCGUCCGACUACCAGCCAGCGCCAGACCUUGUCUUUCUGGAAAAGUACACCCUCACCCCUCAGCCGGCCAACAUAGUACACCCGGUGCGCCCCGAUCAAAUCCUGGACCCCAGAGACCAGUACCUGGGCACACUGCUUGGGCUUGACACCGCCACCCCAGUGCGGAACAUUUCGGACCCUGACCACAACCACUGACA
Molecule: messenger RNA, 2879 nt
Organism: Megalops cyprinoides (Indo-Pacific tarpon)
Lineage: Eukaryota; Metazoa; Chordata; Actinopteri; Elopiformes; Megalopidae
Product: zinc finger and BTB domain-containing protein 41-like
Biological process (GO): regulation of transcription by RNA polymerase II
Molecular function (GO): RNA polymerase II cis-regulatory region sequence-specific DNA binding; protein binding; DNA-binding transcription factor activity
Source: RefSeq, a predicted model, not a curated record